UUUUCAAAUUUAAAAGUACUUUUUUAUUUUGAAAGGACUAUUAAAAGGAUUAUUUUAGAAGAACUAUCAUUUUAAAAGGACUAUUUUCGAAGAACUAUCAUUUUGAAAGGAGUAUUAUUUUAAAAGGACUAUUAUUUUACAAGGACUUUAUCAAUAUUUAAAUCGACUUUUUCAUUCUGAAACGACUUUUUCAUUUCGAAAGGAUUUCCUCCCGAGAAGGAAUUUAUUUCAAAAGUAAAGAAUAUAUAUUGAAAGAGAAAAAAAGAUCAGAGAGAGAAGAAAUUAACGCGAACCCUUCAACAUAGUAGCUUAGUGUCAACGGCCUGUAACUGUUUGGUCAUCAUUGAAGCAAAGAAUAAAGGGAAUAUUUAUAGCCGCACAGACAGAUUGUAACGGUCAGACUGGUGUAAAGUGGUUCGCCUGCGGUUAGAAGUCAAAAUGAAUCGAGUGGCCUAGGAGAUGGCGAGUUUGCGCGCAUGUUUUAAUAGUUGGGGUGCCUUAAAUCUACCCAACGCUCGCUCUAGAAACCACUGGCUUGUCAAUAGUGGGGGGUAGCCGAACAAGUUCAGUGCAAAUAUCGAUUCAGUCUCGCGCAAACCACCCCCGAGCUCUAUUGUCGAGCCACGGUUUAUAACAAGAGUUUAUACCUCGACGCCGAGCCGCGCAACUCCCUUGUUUUUAUGAAUCUCGACGCUUCACACCUUCAUGUAAACACACAAGUAUCCUUUUUGAACACUUUGAAAUUUGACAUAGAAAAGAAAAAAAGAAAAAAUUUCAUAAAUCUACAAUUACUUGAACAUAAUCCAGACAAAAUAGAACUAAACUAUAUUGAUUCGCUCUGAAAAAAAGAGGUCAAAAUUCACUGUUAGUGCCAGUGCAACCGGUUAACAUUUUUCCAAAUUAUCCAUAAAAAAUUCUUCUAUUAAAAAUAAUUUUUUUCAGACUUGAUAAAUUUAUUUAUUUAUUUAUUCAAUCAAUAUUUAUAACGAAAAUUUGAAAUUGCAGAGGAAAGUUGUUUUCUAUUUUCGGAGUCAAAAAAAAAACAUUUGAGAGUGAAUUUUCAAUAUAGUUUAAAUCUGUAUUAUAAAUUAUAAAUUUCGGGUUGGAUAGAAAAAGGAAGAAAGGAAUAGAAAAGUGUGUUCAUCGAGGGAAAUCGAUGGGCGCCUAUCGCUGGGCGGAAUCUGGUUUCCUUGAAUAUGAACAUUCGUCAUCAGGAGUGAAGUCAAACGAAAAACGUCAAGAACCGCGGUGCUCGGUGUGAAUUAUGAGGAGUGUUUUCGAUUUCCUCGAGGUAAACGCUCAUGGCAACUCUUGACUGUAGAGUGAAGUAACACUCUCGGGGUGGGAAAAGAUAAGAAACGAGAGACAAAGGAGUUGAGAUGUCGUCGAUAUCUGCGCAAGGAGUCGUUGAAAGAGCCAGCGCUGAGCUGACGAAGAGGAUCAACGGCUUAGGACUUCGAGCAUCUAAACAUCAUGAGAUAAUGAUGACAAUUAAAACUUGAAAAUCGAAUAAAACUAUAGAGCAAAAGACAACAAAAGGUGAAAUUAUUUUCCUUUGGAAUUAACUCUUCGCUUUUAACACAAAAAAGAAUUCUCCGGCAGUUUAAAAGAAAGGUGGUGGAAAGACAAGUGUCAUGGAACGUGUAACGAAUGUAUUUUGUGGAGGAGGAGCCGUUGCUUAUACGAGUCUACAAAGUGCAAAUAAUGCGAAUACAACGCCAGAAAAACCCAGCAGAAGUGUUCCAAUACCUGUGAAUAGUACAAGUAAUAUGGGAAAUAAUAAAGCAUUAACAAACAAUCGAAUUGAAUCGGCUUCCAAUCGUAUGAGAAUAACGAGAAAUCGAGGAAAAAAUGUUCCACUUGCAGGAGGAGGCACUGGAGGGUAUACACCACCAUGCACAUGGGAACAACUUAUACAAGACGAUCAUUUUUUGAGUCGAUUUUUUCUAUAUUUCAAUGCAACUGAAAGAAGAAUUCUAGCACAGGUGUGCACUCGAUGGCGGGAUGUUUUGUACGCGAGACCAAGACUUUGGGCAGGAUUGGUACCAGUCGUAAGGUGUCGGGAAGCCCGGGCAAUGGCUUCAAGUUCGCGUGCUCGACUUUACGCAUCUUUAGUUAGAAGAGGCUUCCAUUCCCUUGUUUUAUUAGGAGCAUCGGACGAGGAUAUUCCAGAAUUAACGCACGGUUUUCCUUUAGCACAAAGACACGUUCAUUCGUUAUCAUUAAGAUGUUGUGCAGUCACCGACAGGGGUUUAGAAGCUCUUCUCGAUCAUUUACAGGCAUUGUUUGAAUUGGAACUGGCCGGAUGUAAUGAAAUAACAGAAGCCGGUCUCUGGGCUUGUUUAACGCCGAGGAUAGUUUCAUUAUCACUGUCUGAUUGCAUUAAUGUAGCUGAUGAAGCUGUCGGUGCUGUGGCACAACUUCUACCAAGCCUUUAUGAAUUUUCCCUUCAAGCUUAUCACGUAACAGACGCUGCACUCGGUUAUUUCAGCGCCAAGCAAAGCACCUCUUUAAAUAUUCUAAGGCUUCAAAGUUGCUGGGAACUUACUAAUCACGGUGUCGUUAAUAUCGUGCAUUCGUUGCCAAACUUGACUGUUCUGUCACUUUCGGGAUGUAGCAAGGUAACGGAUGAUGGAGUUGAAUUAAUAGCGGAAAACUUGCCAAGACUUCGUUCGCUAGAUUUGAGUUGGUGUUCGAGAAUUACUGACGCAGCUUUAGAGUACAUUGCCUGUGACUUAAAUCACUUGGAGGAACUCACACUGGACAGGUGCGUUCAUGUGACGGAUAUUGGCGUCGGAUAUAUUUCAACAAUGGGUUCUUUAAGUGCAUUGUUCUUGAGAUGGUGUUCUCAGCUUAGAGACUUUGGUCUUCAACAUUUGUGCGGAAUGCGAUCCCUUCAAGUUCUCUCUGUUGCUGGAUGUCCACUGUUAUCAAGUAGCGGUUUAUCAAGUCUAAUUCAAUUAAGGCAUCUCCACGAAUUAGAACUGACAAAUUGUCCCGGAACAUCAAGAGAACUUUUCGAUUACUUGCGAGAACAUUUGCCCCGUUGUUUGAUAAUCGAGUAAGUAACAUAUAAAUGAACCUGAACUGAAGAAAAGACUUUGACAUUGCGUUUAUUUAUUUAAAAAAAUCGUCUCUAAAAAGAGUCUUCGUUUGGAAAUUAAAAUAAAAAGAAAAGUACAAAAAGCUUCAAAACAAAUAUUAACUUUUAACAAUUAGAGAAAAUGACUUGCAGUGACCGAUUUAAAAAAAACAAACGUCCACACGAGAAAUCCAAUAAAAAAGAAACUAUUCAAUAUAAAAAUAAAUAAAUUUAGCUUUUGACAGUGUGAAACAACACGAUUUUAAACGUAGUUGAUAGUUAUUUUUCACGAACGUGCAAUUAUUAUAAUUUUUUAAUUCUAUCGUAUCUUAUUUCAAUUUAUUAUUAUUAUUAUUAUUAUAGAAUUUAUCUCGUGUGCUCCCAAAUAUUAAAAAUAACUAUUGGAAAUUCGUAAAAGAAAAUUCAAUGUAGUGAAUUUAUUUAAUAAAAAAAAUAAUUUAUUGAAUUCAGUUGAAUUCAACAUUUAAUUUAAUUUAAUUUAAUUGUUGAGAACUUAUGGUGAAAAUUUAAUCCAACUUAUUGGAAAAUCAUCAAUAGAAAAUAAUUAUUGUGCAGUGAUUACCACUAUUUAGAACUGUGAUAAAUCUAGUUUUUUUUUUCAUUUUUAUUCGAUUUUAUUUCUUGAAUAUUGUUUAUUAUUAGUUUAUUUAAUUUUUGUUGUAAACUGAUGCUCAUCCCUCCAUUAUGUCAUUUAAUCAUGCUAGUCAAGUAGCUUGUUUGUGAGGGGCAAUCUAGGAACAUAAUACCGAGAGAAAGAGAAAGAAGAAAAAAAAAGAAACACAUUCCAAAGCAUGUUAAAUAUAAUCUUGUAAAGCGGUCUUUGUUUUUACCGACAGUUUGAACUUCACGAUUGUUAAAUAGAUAAUAGAGUGAAUCUAACAAUAAAUAUUUUGUUGCCUGCGGUUUUCAUAUAUUUGUACAAAUUUUUGAAUGACGUUCUGUACCAAAUUUAUACAUAAUAUACAUAAAUAUAUAAUUAAGCUUAAUUUUAGAGGGAAAAAAAAUAAAUAAAUAGUCGCACUUAAGUACGGUAAAAAUAAGGACCGCGCAAAUAAUCCUAGAUGUUUUACAAAAUGGUCGAUCUGACAAUACACGACUUGUAUUCAAAAAAAAAAAAAAAGUGACUCAAGAUUGAUGUUUAUUAAUAAUUGCAUUUGUCAUUUUAGAUAUGUAAAUUCAUAAUCGUAUAUGGGAAUUCAAAAUUUACUUCACAUUUAAGUUGUUGAAUUUCAACCGGAAAUUAAAAAAUCCUUUUUUUAAAUAUCGCUUUAAUAAUUUUUCUUUUUUCGGAAAAGAGUUAUUCAAUAAAAAUAAAAUUUGAAUUCCCAUGAAAUUAAGGUAGUUUUGUUAUUCGACAGUCUAAAAAAAUAAGAAAUGAUUUUAAAGAAUAUUAAAUACAUAAACUUUAAAAUCUUUUUCUAUUUUCAAAAAGAAAAUUUUUUUAUUACAAACUACCUUACAUUUUUAUCUUCUUAGUGUUCUGUAAUCUUAAGGUACUCCCGUACUAAGUUUUUUCCACUAUAUCAUUCUAGGCGUUAGCAAAAAAAAAAAACACGCGAGAUUAUAAUAUCCGAUAAAUUAUUUUACGUGUGAAAGUUGUUGAUUUAAAAGAAAGAUAAAAAAAAUCAUAAAAUCGAUGAAUAUUUUAAAUAUUAAAAAAAAGAAGUAUUUUGUUGCAAAACGUUUUGUCAUAUAUUCUAAAAAGAGACUUGACAUUCAGAAUAAAUCGAUAAAAAAAAAGAAAAUGAGAGACUAUCGUCGUCAAAUUUCAUGGAGAGAAAAUCUUGACUUUGAUGUAUAGUCAAACGGUGUUCGGGCGCGUGAUUGCAAUUUUCGAGGGUUGACAAAAAAAAGAAAGGAAAAAAAAACAAUAUCCUUUGUAAAUAUUGUACAAAACAUUGCCGAACACUUUUCGUUUAAUGAUAUAAUAAUAAAAGAAAAAAACAAAGAGUAAAACAAAUGUUACGCCCGUGUACACAUCGUUUUCACUGUACGGGAUAUCAUGCCGCAUUGUGACUCAAUUUCGAAGAGUAAUUUAGUUUUAAGAGCGAGCAGAUAUAAGACAGAAAUACGUAAGAAAUAAAGAAGUGAUUAAUGA
Messenger RNA from Leptopilina heterotoma, 5201 nucleotides. RefSeq names its product F-box/LRR-repeat protein 16. Gene Ontology annotation, molecular function: protein binding. Gene Ontology annotation, cellular component: SCF ubiquitin ligase complex. Bases 1635 to 3065 code for a protein of 476 amino acids. The record is from RefSeq and is a predicted model, not a curated record. Gene Ontology annotation, biological process: SCF-dependent proteasomal ubiquitin-dependent protein catabolic process. The transcript is spliced from 9 exons. NCBI's taxonomy places the organism in Eukaryota, Metazoa, Arthropoda, Insecta, Hymenoptera, Figitidae.